This is a messenger RNA of Colletotrichum truncatum, 369 nucleotides long. RefSeq names its product gram-positive signal ysirk family. The record is from RefSeq and is a predicted model, not a curated record. Lineage: Eukaryota; Fungi; Ascomycota; Sordariomycetes; Glomerellales; Glomerellaceae.
AUGCUAUCCCAACAGCUUUGCGCCAUUCUAAUCGCCGUGGCCCCUUUGGUCCAAGCAGCUCCCGUUUCCGGUGAGAGCAAACUGCUCGGCGGAACCAAGAUUAGUAAUGCUAACGAUCUUCCAGUAGAGAACAAGGCAGCUGAGCUGGACGCUCGUUAUAUCUAUACUCAGGCUACGCCUGAUGGAUCCGAGACUAAGCGCGAUGCUGAGCUAGAUGCUCGUUACAUCUACACUCAGUCGACACCCGACGGAUCUGAGACCAAGCGUGAUGCUGAGCUGGACGCUCGUUACAUUUACACUCAGGCGACGCCUGAUGGAUCCGAGACUAAGCGUUCCGAAGACGACGCUGUCUUCCAUCCACUUGAGUGA